AUGCUGCCAUGUGUCAGUCAUCGUAUUGCUUUGCGUUUUGCAAUACUUGACAGAUCGUGGACUGUAAACAUAACCUAAAACCAACUUAGGUAUUUGUAUUAUUUAAGUAUUUUAUUAAAAUGUUUAAAAUACCAGCUUGGGAAGAUGAUGUCCCUAAAACUGAUUCGAUUGCCUUGCCAUUUAUGCAAAAAGUGAAGAAAAAAGAAAAGUCUGCAACAGAAAAUAAAGAACAAACUAAAGUAGUUAAUAAUGUUAAAGAAAAUAAAAACAAAGUCAAAACUAAUGGUCUGAGAAAGACAGCACCAAAGCGUAAGAUUGAACACAAUACAACAAACAAGACAAAUAAAGAUACAACACCAAAUAAAAAAAGUAAAAAAAAUGAUGAUUAUGUAGAAAUCCCAGAAUCACAUAAUUUUGAUGAAGUACUAUUAAACGCUAAAAAGAAAAAGUUCAAUCAAGUAAUUGAAAAUGAUGACAAAGAGGAUGUAUUAUUUGCUGAAAAGAAAAAAAAGAUUAAAAAGAAAAAAACAAAAAAUGGCAUCAAUAAUAAUGUAAAUGAUAAGAAUGCAGAAUCAUUAAUACUAACUAAGCAAAACAGUGACGGGAUAGAGAGUAUUGAACCGGUUAACAGCAAAAAAACAAGGUUGAAGCAAUUGUUAGAUAACACCAGUAGUCUCCGUAGACCAAUUAAUACUAGCAACACUGGAAACAAGCUGAGAGACAGAAUGCUGGAGAGAUUAAAAGCUGCCCAAUUCCGAUAUUUAAAUGAAAAGUUAUACACCUCAUCAGGGUCUGAAGCCCAGCAGUUGUUUCAAAAUGACCCGACUGCCUUUGAGACGUACCACCAGGGAUAUCAGCUGCAAGUCAAAAAAUGGCCUGUAAAUCCGCUUGAUGUUAUUAUUAAGAAAAUUAUGAAAAUGCCCAAGACCCAUACCAUAGCAGACUUAGGUUGCGGAGAAGCAGCAUUGUCUCGGCGAGUGCCUCACAAGGUGCGGUCAUUUGACCUGGUGGCUACCGCGCCAGGAGUGGAAGCUUGUGACAUGGCACGGACGCCAUUACUGUCUGCGUCUAUGGACGUCACUGUCUACUGUCUCGCUCUGAUGGGCACUGAUUUAACUCAGUACCUGCUUGAAGCUAACCGCGUGUUAAAAAUGGGAGGCCAUCUUCUAAUAGCGGAAGUAGAAAGUCGUUUCGACAAAGUGGAGGACUUUGCGAAGGAAGUGGAGAGACUUGGUUUCAAACUGAAACAGUUGGAUAAGAGUAAUAAAGUAUUCUAUUUCAUGGAGUUCACCAAGAUCAGAGACCCGCCGGUGAAGAAAGCCAAACUACCAGCCUUGACUUUGAAACCUUGUUUAUACAAACGCCGAUAA
Messenger RNA from Spodoptera exigua (beet armyworm), 1370 nucleotides. The record is from the annotation of a GenBank genome assembly. Lineage: Eukaryota; Metazoa; Arthropoda; Insecta; Lepidoptera; Noctuidae.